Molecule: messenger RNA, 1875 nt
Organism: Sardina pilchardus (European sardine)
Lineage: Eukaryota; Metazoa; Chordata; Actinopteri; Clupeiformes; Clupeidae
Exons: 3
Coding region: 115-906 (263 amino acids)
Cellular component (GO): cytosol
Molecular function (GO): N-methyltransferase activity
Source: RefSeq, a predicted model, not a curated record
UGUGGUUCUCGCGGAAUGCCUUCCGUAGAGAUAUCAGUUCAAACGGCACGGUUUCUCCAUAUAAUAAUAGGCUUUUAGUUUGAAAUUCUGCUGGAAAGUUAUAGUUACUGUAAAAUGGACCCAUUAUUGCAUUUCACCGAGGGGGAAUUUUAUCAAGUCAAUUUCGACUCAAGGGCAUACCUCGACACGUUCUUUUCAAAUCCAAGUGGUCAUACCGAUGAAAAUUUUCUUGCGUUUGUUUUACAUCGAUUGAGUGAAACAUUCUCCUCAGGGAAAUACAAAGGUCAGCGCCUGAUAGACGUUGGCAGCGCAGCGUCGAUUCACUGCGUUAUCAGUGCUUGUGCGCACUUUGACCACAUCGUCCUGUCGGACUUCGCAGACAGAAAUCGCGCUGAACUCAGCCAAUGGCUCUGUAACGCGCCUGGUUGUUUCGACUGGACCCCGGUGAUCCAACACGUUUGUCACAUGGAGAAAGAAAGAAGCCCCGUUGAAGUGGAGGCCCUCCUUAGGCAGCGAGUGCAAAGCGUUGUGAAGUGUGAUGUGCGCCUGGAGAACCCUUUCCACCCUUUGACCCAAGAGCCGGCGGAUUGCGUGAUUACGUCUUUAUGUUUGGAGGCGGCGUGUAAAGACUUGCCAUCUUAUUGUGAAGCUCUUCGUAAUGUCACAUCAUUCGUAAAGCCAGGUGGAAUACUUGUGAUGAUCGGUGUUCUUGGAGAGUCAUUUUACACUGUAGCUGGACAACGCUUCUCCUGUUUACGCCUGACACGCAGCGACAUCGAAGAGACACUGCGUAAACUACAACUCUCUAUUCUACACUUUAGCAUGUUAGAAAAUGAAGCCGUGGAAAUCAACCAUGUUUCAGACUAUGAAGCUGUAUUUUAUCUUGUAGCUCUAAAAUUCAUUUGAAAUCCAUCGACCGCCUGUUGCUCUUAUGCACGCCGAGGCGAGCACAUAGUCUUCUACUUAGAUAAUGCUAUGGAAAAGCCUGGUAGCAUAUAGCCUAAAUCGAAUUAAUACUGUAAUACAAUCGUUCUAAUAGUAAUGCAAUUUGUAUUAAAUGUUAUUUGUAUAGCGCCCUCAUACAGUAAAUCAUGUAUAGCUUCUAUGAAGAACAUGCAGCACAAAUGACAAAAGUUAAGCAAACAGCAAAAACGAGACGAACAGAGAUAGCAAGACAAAACUCACAAAGCAAAACUGAAGAUAAAGCAAAAAGACAGUAUAACAGAUAAAAAGGUUUGUGUGUAGUGUGUAGGGUGAUAUCAGGUAAAAUGGGCCAUCAGGUAAAAUGGGCCAUUUAAGGUUUGGGGGUCCCAGCCCCUCUGGAAUUUAGAGCCAAUGACUGCAAAGGGUGUUAAACUGUUGUCAUAACUGUGCUUGACAAGUAACAGGUGAUUUGAUUGGUUUAUGGUUGCUAUGGUGGGCAGGGCAAUAAUGCUAAUCAAGACUGCACCAGAAAACUGUAUGGUAAGUAGCCUGGCAUAGCGAAUCUGACUAAACUAUUAUAAGGAUGAUAAAUCUAUAAAAAAACAAACAUGCCCAUAAAAAAAACUAUGCAUUAUAUCUGUCUUGAUGGCAUCCAUCAGAAUUAAUGUUGUUAGCUUGGUAUAUGAACAUAUUUUUUGGAAAAAUCAUGUUUUUCUUGGCGGCCCAAUUUACCUUAACCCAUUCAGGUAAAAUGGGCCAUAUGGUUUCAGCUAAAAUGGGCCAUCCUAUGGGCCCAUUCUAAUGGGCCACAUACACAUGUGUGUGAGUGUGUGUGUGUGUGUGUGUGUGUGUAUGUGUGUGUGUGUGUGUGUGUGUGUGUGUGUGUGUCACGGUGUAUCUCUCUCUCUCUGUGUGUGUAGCCUAUGUACCCACACACCGACUGACACACAC